Molecule: messenger RNA, 3745 nt
Organism: Magallana angulata
Lineage: Eukaryota; Metazoa; Mollusca; Bivalvia; Ostreida; Ostreidae
Product: medium-chain acyl-CoA ligase ACSF2, mitochondrial-like
Exons: 2
Coding region: 901-2544 (547 amino acids)
Source: RefSeq, a predicted model, not a curated record
AGACGAUAACACAAUAAUCCAUUUCUCUCAAAUUUAAUCCAGAGCGCUUUCGCCUGAUCGGCUCUUCAGUGGGUUUCAAAUUGUAACAAACAAUUUCGUACAAAAACGGUUACCAUUAACUUAACAGCCUGCUCUAAUUUAAAAAUUUGGUAUGUUUUUAAUCUUUCCUUUUUUUAAAAAUUCAUAAACGUCUUUCCAUACUUGAACUCGAGAAAAUAAACCGGUCAACACAUCUUAACUGAGUAAGUAUUUAAAGAAAAAACAUAGCCAUUAUAAAAGUAAAAUGAGCUCCAUGUAUAAAACUACGACUGCUUCAAUAUAUUUACUGACAAUUUUGCAUGAUUUUUGUUAAUGUUUGUCGAAUGUAUAUAUAUCUAUAAAUAGAUAAACCAUAACGUUAUGAAGGCAGACAUUUUUGUCUAUCACAUUGAGAAGGUACUCAGCACUGUGGGUGUAAAAUCAAAAUGUAGUUAUAUCUGUGUAGUAAUUAUACACUUCAAGCUAGUUAAGUUAUGAAAAAAAAAACCGAUAGAAAGGUAAAAGAUAAUAAAACAAGAAACAAUAAUAUGCGUCAUCCAAAACCUUGGAAGGAUUGAAUAGGUGCAUUGGCUGCAGUAUAAUAUUCAUUAUAUGCACGGCCUAUGCGUUAAGGAUUUCAAUGGUGGACGUUAUCUUAACAGAACAACUAGGUCAUCGCUUCUAAAUUUUUUUUGCAUUGUUGUUCAUAAAUACUUUAAAUCCUGUAAGGGAAUGGAUGUCCGUGGCCAUUUUAAAUCUUUAGACCUUCACCUUCAUGUUUUCAGUAUUGUUAUUAAUUUUUCAUCAUGCAUCUAUUUCAAAUUUGAACAAUAAAUUUAUGAUCCAAGUUUACUGGGAUAUAUCGAAUCGACCUCCGACACGAUGAAAAACUAUAGUUACUUGGACACACCCAGGGCUCUUUCCUAUAACUAUCAGACUGUUCCCGAGGCGCUUGAAUUCCAGGCUGGAAAAUAUCCAAACCACGAGAUCUUAGUGUUUAGGAAAAUAGACGGAUGGCGAGAGACCUUAACUUACAAGGAUCUCUACGCCCAAGCUGUGAAAAUGGCAAAGAGCUUGGUAGUGAAGGGCAUAAAAAAGGGGGACAAAGUCGCUCUCUACGGAUCGAAUACACUACAAUGGGUAGUUGGGGAGGUAGCUGUAAUAAUGGCGGGCGGGGUCGCUGUUCACGUGACCAGUAGUGUCAAGGGCGCCAGCGACCUACAAGAGAUUUUGGAAGUGGCAGAGUGCCAGGGUAUCCUAAUUGAUCCGGGGACAAAUGGGAGGCAGCAAGAUUUUAUCACCCGUCUUCUCAAAUUUCCCAAUCCUCUCAUUGUUGUGUUUUUUAGACGAACAGCCGAAUUUGCUGAUUAUGAUAAUCUGCCGUCAAUUGUUGAGAAAGAGGAAACGGAUACCGAGCUACCCAAACUGUCCCUGGAAGAUAAUAUUCUAAUGUUUACGACAUCUGGAAGCACCGGAAAACCCAAUAUAAUUUGUCAUUCUCAUUUUGGCGUCCUUAAUAACGCUUAUUUUCAAGGACCUGAUCGGCCACCGACGCUGUACAACGACCGACCGUUUGGAUGGAUCAGCGGGUCCCCUCUCGUCAACAUCGCUUACGGGACCACUCGGGUGUUCGCCGACUCCUCGGUCGGGGUCAAGGGAGGCGACCCGAUGAAAAUUUGGAAUUUGAUUAGAGAGGAAAAGUGUUCCCAUGCACUGUUGAUGCCCUACUACCUUGCUAAUCUAAUCAACCAUAAGAAAGAUUUAAAUGACAGGUACCUGUCACGCGCCAUCUUACUCAGUGGGCAUAUCAUUGACCAGUCUUAUAGCCAGGUCAUCGGGGUGUAUUCGGAAACCCUCUAUAUUGGUUACGGCCUGACGGAAAAUGGCGGAGUAACAACGAUUUUUCCAGAUAUUCGCAGAGGGGACACGAUAGUCACGGGUGACGUUGGUGUUCCUUGUGAGGGGGUGGAGAUAAAAAUCAUUGACAACGCCGGAAGUACUCUGCCACGUGAUCAACCUGGAGAGCUCUGUAUCAGGAGUCGAGUAGCUUGCCACGAUUACUACAAAAACCCAGAGGCGACUCGGACGACCUUCAUUGCAGGUGGAUGGUUCCGGUCGGGAGACAUCGCCAUCAUUACACAAAAUGGCAGGAUUGUUAUCAAAGGUCGAAUAAAGAACGUUUUAGCUCGGGGUGGGAGAACGAUUUUCCCGGAAGCGAUAGAGAAAGUUGUCAAUGAGAUGGACGAAAUAUCAUAUAUCGUCGUUGUCGCUGUACCGGACAAACGCCUGUAUGAAGAAAUAUGUGUCUGUUUCGUAGCAAAACCUCAAAUCGAUGUCACAGAAGAUGACGUCAAAGACUUUUGUGCUCAACACUUUGAGGGGACGAAUGCUGCAGAUGGGGUUGGAUACAUGCCGACUUACUUUCUUAAAUUCAAGGAAUUUCCGAUGCUUGAUUCUGGAAAACCUAACAGAAAGGCAAUCCAGACUGAGGCAGUCCAUCGUCUUGGGAUCUCCAAAGAAAAUUAGACAGCUUUAAAAAAAUUCAAUUUCAAUUGUGAUUCUAAAAGCCUAAACUUUUUAUUAUUAGGGAAAAGCUGAGGUCGUAUUGGAAUUUGUUUGUAACAAGAUGCUGUUGAAUUUUUCACAUACCAUAGGUCAAUAUUCGGAGGUGUAAUAUAAAUCAUAGUUUAAUAUCGGGUGGGGUAAUAUAUACCAUGGGUUCACAUUCGGUGAUGUAUCAAACAUCAAAGGUCAAUAUCGGAUGAAGUAACACACAAUUCAUUGGUCAAUAUCGGGUUGUGUAACCUCUACAAUAGGUCAAUAUCGGAUUGUGUAACAUCUACAAUAGGUCAAUAUCGAGUUGUGUAACAUCUACAAUAGUCAAUAUCGGGUUGUGUAACAAAUACUUUUUGUUAAUCAAGGGUGGUGUACCACAUACCACUGGUCAAUAAUGGAUGGUGUAGAAUAUACCACUGCAUGUAAAUAUUGGGUGGAUUGACAUAUUUAAGAGUUCAAUGUCGGGUGGUGUAACAUAUCAUAGAUCAAUGUUGGGUUGUGUAAUAUAUACUUUUGAUGAAUCUGGGUGGUGUAACACAUACAAUAGUUAAAAAUUGGGUGGCGUAAGAAACCCAACUUAUAUUGUAGGUCAAUAUCGGGUGCUGUAAGAUGCACCAUAUGUAUACAUGUGGUGUUGUAACAUAUAUACUAUCGGUCAUUAUCGGAUGAUUAUAAAACUCACUAUACUGUAUACAUGUUUUCUUUCAUUAGACUAAAUAUAAAUUCAUUAAUGUGAUACCUUUAAUAAUAAGAUUAUGAAUUGAAGAAUUUAUGCGAAAAAAAAUUCAUCUAAAAAUUUAUGUUUAAUGGUAGUGCAGACUUUUCAAACUGUAAAAAAAUCGUUAUAAAAGUGUUUAUUGUUCGUUAUUAUUUACCUCUACGUGACUCAGAAUCAGUUCGCUAUAUCCGUUUUGUUAUCUCCGAAUUCGAUAUAUCCGUAACAUUUUGCAAAGAUUUGUAAAGAAUUUUACCAAAGACUUAAAAAAAAUAACUUUGCUAUAUCAAGGAUUUUUCUAUAUCCGUGUUUGUACUUAACGAGAGAUACGGUAACAUAGGUGAAUAUUGGGUUGCGUAACAUACACCAUAGGUCAAUAUCUUGUGAUGUAACAUAUAACAUAGCUUAAUAUAAAUUGUGUAACGUACACCAGAGUUCAAUUUUAGAUGGUAUAAC